Messenger RNA from Polychytrium aggregatum, 3307 nucleotides. RefSeq lists its product as uncharacterized. Bases 112 to 3018 code for a protein of 968 amino acids. Gene Ontology annotation, molecular function: G protein-coupled receptor activity. The record is from RefSeq and is a predicted model, not a curated record. The transcript has 4 exons. Gene Ontology annotation, cellular component: membrane. Lineage: Eukaryota; Fungi; Chytridiomycota; Chytridiomycetes; Polychytriales. Gene Ontology annotation, biological process: G protein-coupled receptor signaling pathway.
UCGCUGCCCUUCGCUGCUCCUGUUUCUCCAGGGCCGUCUUCCGUCCGCUUGCCCCAGGCCUGCCCCCGUCGCCCUCCCCGCUGAUCCGCUAUUCUGCCCCCCGUCGUUGCCAUGCACAUGCAGCGCUUUCGCCCGGGCGGCAUCGGCGCCCUUGUCCGUCUGGUCCUUUUGUCGGUGUUGCUGCGGCCCAGUUUGCAGCAAACUGGGGCACCAGAUCUCGACGUCAGUGCUUCCGGUGCAACGUUCCCCGGCGCCCUGUACAUCCAGCUCUCGUCCGACUUUUCCUCGGCCUUCACCGACAACUUCACCUAUUCGCCCACCUCGUCGGGCCAGGGCGUCAGCUCUCUUCUCGACCCGUCGCAGCCCCUUGGCUAUGCUGGUUCGGAUCUCAUCCCCAGCACGCUUCAGGCCAACGGAUUGCAGCUCGUUCCCGUGCCCUCCUUUGUCAGCGGCAUCGUCGUCGUCUACAACCUUGGCCCGCUGACCGCCAGCAAUCCCCUCAAGCUCACCCGCAAGAAUGUUGCCGACAUCUUCCAGAAUGUCGUCACGACCUGGAGCGACCCCAGUCUGGUCGCCAACAAUCCUUGGCUCGCGGGCACCAACCACUCGAUCCAGCUUGUCACCCGCUCCGGCACCUCCGGCACCAACGCCCACUUUCUCGAUGCCCUCAGCAGCUUCCGCGACAACUUUACCACCCUCUCCAACGGUGUCUUCCCGAACGUCAACCAGUUCUGGGCCCCCACCAACGACUAUGUCGGUGCUGUUGUCAGCAGUGUCAACUACUCCAUUUCGUACAUGGACUUUCCCGACGCCCUCUCGAACCGCCAGGCCAACGCCGCCUUUGGCAUCGCCCAGCUCUUCAACAAGGCUGGCAAUCUCAUUGUUCCGUCGCUGAGCUCGAUCCAGAGUGCCCUCAACAACCUCAACUCCACCUCCAGCCUCGAUACCUCCAACCUUGCCUGGUCGAUCAACAGCGCUCUCACAGACUCGCCUGAUCCCAAUGCCUAUCCGAUCAUCGGCUCGACUUUUUACAUGCUCCGCCAUGACAGUCCCAGCUCCGUCAACUCGGCGCUGACCGAGAGCGACAUGCGCGCCGCCCUGCGCUAUCUGUGGUGGACGCUCUUCAACGGCACCGAGCCGACCCCGAGCCCCUUCUACAAUGCCACCUCGACCGUCACCUCCAAGUCCUUUGUUCGAUACCCAUUCGCCUUCCGAAACUACUCGUACAGCCUCCUCCGCACCGUCAGCUUCCGCGGAGUCCAGCUCUACAACGACCAGGAGCCCUGCAACCCCCGCUUCGAUGCCAGCGGCAACUACCUCGGCCCCAACUCGUGUGCCAAUGGGUUUUGUCUGAUCGACGGGCCUUUCCAGUCCGGCUCCACCUGUGUCUGCCAGGCAGGCUUUAUCAACAUCAACCAGCGGGACUGUUCCGAGCAAGCCGUGUUCUUCAACUACCCCCUCGGCGCCCAGGACUCGUACCAUCUGCGGUUGAUCCUGCUUGUGCUGCUAUGCUUGGGCUUUAUACUCAUUGCCGCGAUCACAGCCGUUAUGAUCUGGAAGAGCAAGGAGAAUCUCAUCCGUGCGAUUGCGCCGGCGUGCUGCUAUGUGGUCCUUGGUGGAUGCGCCAUCGGUCUCUUGGGUGCCCUGCGCCUCUCGGAAGUGCCCACCAGUUUGACCUGUGUCUUUGACUUCUUCCUGGUCCCGGUUGCCUUCACAACCGUGUUUGCCAUCCUGCUCCUCAAGGCUUACCGGAUCUAUGCCAUCUUCUCCUACAAACGCAUGUCCACCUCGUCCAUCAUCCCCAACACCAAGCUCAUCCUCGUCAGCCUGGGUCUCAGCGUCGUGCAGCUCCUCAUCUCGGCCAUCCACACCGGCAUCAUCCGUCCCAAGGCCUCGGUUGCCCUCAUCGGCGAGCAGUAUGUCGUCACAUGCCCGAUCGACCCCGGCAUGUUUGGCGGCUUCAUCUCCUUCCUGGUGAUCACAAUUGCCUUCAACCUGCUUAUCCUGGUUGGCUGCUUGGUCCUUGGUGUUCUGACCCGCGGCGCCCAUGUGACCUUUACCGAGUCCAAGGAGCUCUACUACUGCCUGAUUGCCACGGCCCCGACGGUCAUUCUGGGCACGAUCAUGGUGUGUCUCCUGCGUGGCCUGAGCUUUACCGGCUCGGACACGGUCUCGCAGUUCUUCACCUCUCUGGUCAUCACCAUCGUCUUUGGCUUCAUUAUUCCCUUGACCCUCUUCAUGCCGCGCAUCGUUGCCGUGCUGAGGGGCUCGGACGCCAAGCCCGGCCUCGAAGCCGGCCCCACCGACAGCCAGAACCUGUCGAGCCCCGUGGCUCCGUCCAUUGGCUCGUGGGCCAUCCGUGCGCACACCUACGAAGUCGGCGUCCAGGGCCUCAAAUUUGGCUCGGCCUGGACCUCGGUCUCGCUCCUGACCCUCCCUGAGAUGGACCUGAUUGUGUUCCUGGACUCGGUCAACACCAAGAAGGCCCUCAUGUCCUUCCAGCUCAAGACGGUCGAGAUCAACUACGUCCAGCCCAACGGCGACCGCGCCGACGAGCCCACCAAGCGCAUUCAGCUGCGGCCCACGCCGCUGUCCAAGACCCACUUCAAGAUCGAGUUCCCGGUCUUAGAACAGGCCACCCGCUUUGCAACGGCCGUGGCCCAGUUCCAGCGCCUCAACCAGAGCUCUCCCUCCGACGGCAGUUCGGCCAACUUUGGGCCUCUGUCGUCACUUGCCCGUCUGAGCCAGCCCAAUCUCGACUCUCCGGUGGCGCUUACGCCCAUGACUCUGCCUCCACUGAACCCGUCCGUCAUCAGCCGGUCGUUCCCUGCCGAAAGCCGCCUGUCAUCGGUCCACUCCCAGCUCUCAAAGGCGCCGCAUUCCGAGAAAUCGAGUCCCACCGCCGUGACUUCCUCCGAGUCCUCGCUGGGUGGACGCCUCAUGACCCUUGAGAGUCUCGCGUCCGAUUCUCAUCUGAAGGACGACGAUGGCGACGAGCUCUUGGUUCUCAGGCCCUGAAGGAUCCAUGUGGGCUCGACCGAUUCCAACCGCCAUCUGCAGACACCUGCCAUACUGAGCCUUCCUGCUGCUCGGACAUGACACUUGCUACCGUGCCCACCUCGUAUAAGCCUGCUUUCCUCCACUCUCUUCCGCCUGCGUUCCUGGCGCAUUUGACUUUGUUGCUGUUCUAUGUUGUGAUGUUGAUACUUUGAUUUGCUGGUCGUUUGUGCGAUGCUGUAUCCGAGCCUUUUCUCGUUCUCUUGUCCCCGUUUGUGUCCUCAAAAUUAUCUUGCUUGAACCCUGUCCC